Messenger RNA from Gamsiella multidivaricata, 821 nucleotides. RefSeq lists its product as uncharacterized. Lineage: Eukaryota; Fungi; Mortierellomycota; Mortierellomycetes; Mortierellales; Mortierellaceae. The transcript has a single exon. The coding region runs from base 76 to 678 and encodes 200 amino acids. The record is from RefSeq and is a predicted model, not a curated record.
GGAUGUGUGCCUGAUUGCCAAUGAGACCGCUUUUCAUCUUCACUGUACCUUUUGGGUUAGCGCAAGCAGUACACGAUGAUCUCCCUACGCUACGAUGCAUGCAUUGACGUCUUAAAGAGAGGAGCUGACAGAGAUGGAAAGAAAAGAGGACGUUUGCUGCUCCGUGGGGAGUGUCUUCUUGCCUUGGCUUGUUCAUUAGUUCACAAGGACCCACUUUUUUCUAGCAGAGAGCCCACCUGCGAUGGUCGCACAAGAUACAAUGUCACAACAACAAAAAAGUGGGUCACCUUCCUACAUACUCUCUUCACUGCCUACACUGCGUAUUCGCCUAUUCACCAUCAUUGGCACAAGGGCAUAAAUAAACAUAAUAAUACAGCAGUAGUGAGUCCAUGGAUUAUGAACUUCGGUGCGGAGUGUAUCUGUGAGAACAAUCGCCCUCUCCACUCCCCUCCCUCCCACCAAGAGCCAUUCAUUUACUUUUCGACUGAUUCAAUCAUUCAUCCGCCUCGGAGGAUUCAUUCCCCUUUGGUCAUCUCGCUCCCCUCUUCCUCCUUUGAUCACAGCCUGCUUAACCUGACGCCACUUUCCUCUCCAUCUCGGGAUUCUACCCUUGUGCUAUUUCUCCUUUCUCUCCAUCGCACUUCCUCAUUCCUUUGGAUCAACUACUCUCUUCUCUAGAUUCUCGUCAGAUCCUUUUUUUCUUCUUUUUUCUUGUUCGCCCCUCCGCACCUUGGCCACUUUUCAGUAUCUUCUCUCCACCUCCAAUUGAUCCACUUCAGGAAGCCAACUAGAUCAUCUUCCGCCCCCCGGCUCCUUGUCUC